UAUAAAUUACGAGGGCAAAAUCCAAGUAUGAAACUAGAUACCAAUCCUCACAUUACCAUUUAUGGUCCUCCUGAUGUGGAAAAAAUUACUCCAAUGGCAAAAAAAUUUGCACAUUCGACAAACUUAAAUAUAGUGAAAGGCGACGGGAGUUCAUGAAGAUUUUUGUCUUACUAUAACACCAGUCCCAUUUUGCGCUGAUCUAUUAACAUCAGAAGAAGACAAAAAUUACUUAGAGUCUCCCAGACCUGAUAAAAGAGUAAAAACUGAUUCUACCUAUACCAGUGAAAGCAGGGAUGUUGCCUAUGCAUACAUUAAUAAGGCAAAACCUCUGUCACAAAAAAUUAAUGUUGAGAAGUGUCUGGAUGCUGGUAUCAAUAUUGGCCCAAUGGUGGGUAAACUACAGAGAGGGGAAUCUGUUGUGUUAGAAGAUGGCAGAGUUGUGCGCCCUGAACAAGUAACAGAUAAUAUGAUGUGUGAUGACCGACCAUUUCUCAUUCUAGAAUGUCCAAGAAAGGAGUUUAUUAAUUCAUUGUCUGCUUGUUCUGAGCUUGAGGGGUAUCUAAGAGAAAAUACAGACCAAGCAUUUUCACUAGUGGUGCAUAUGUCACCUAUCAAUGUGUAUAACAGCGAGGAAUAUCAGUCAUGGUUGAAUAGGUUACAUAAGAGCACUGACCAUCUGGUGAUGAACAAAGAUUCUCCCGAGGCUGCGGUGACCAGGGUGUUCGCUCAUCAGGCCAGGCUGAACUUGGUUGAUACAGAAAUCUUUCCUUUGUUACCAGUGAGUGACACUCCUGCUAGUCUAGAGACUCUGAGAGUCACAUCUAAUACUAAGGAGGGGGAGGCUAAAGAGAAUAGUUAUUUAAAAAAGAAAGGAGAAGUGAUGUUGGCUUCAUCUGGUCUUGUCUAUGUAUGCAGAGGAAAGGAGCUGGGAUUCCACAUGGACAUAGCAGAGUUAAGUAUAGAAAAAGAACAGAAGUACUGCUUAGAUAAUCUUGAUAUAUCAGCAAAGCUUACUGUGUUAAAGAAAUCAAGCCUGUUAAAAUCUCAAGAUUUGGAUAAUGAUCAGGACAACUUAACCAGCUAUCCAAAGGUUGAAUUUUUAGGCACAGGAUCUUCAAAACCCUACAGAAUUAGAGCACAGUCAUGCAUUUUAGUUCAGUUAAGCAAAAGCAAAAUUAUUAUAUUGGACUCUGGUGAAGAUUCUUAUGGCCAGCUGUUUCGUUUUUAUGGCAAAACAAAAGUUAAAAGAAUUCUCAGAAAAACCAAGGCAAUGUUUGUAUCACACAUGCAUACUGAUCAUCAUUUGGGUCUUUUCUCAUUAUUAAAAGAGAGAAAGCUUGCCUUUGAUGAAAAAGAAAUACCUUUUGUUCCUGUUUUACUGAUUUCCCCAAUACAAAUGAAGAGGUGGUUGAAGUUCUACCACACAGAGCAGGAGCCUAUCAAAUCACUUUUUAGGUUUGUAAAAAUACAAGGUUUUCAAGAUUGUGAUACAUUUUCUGUCUUAACCGCCACCAUGAAUGAUGUUAAAAAAGAACUGGAUUUUACUGAGUUCACCCCUAUUGCAGUUGAUCAUAUCAUCAAUGCAUAUGGAGUAGCUUUCAGGCAUGCUAAUGGAUACAAGUUAGUAUAAUCUGGAGAUACACGGCCAUGCAAGGCUUUGGUUGAAGCAGGAGCAACUUGUGAUCUGCUCAUCAAUGAAGCCGCUCAUGAGGACAAUUUAUUGCCACAGGCUCUAUCUAGCAAACACAGCACAUUUUCAGAACUAUUGAUGUUGGUCUGUCCUAGAUCAUUAGGACGUCUGCCAAAAGCUAUUCCAGCUCUAGAAGAGAUUUUUAGUGAUGAACUCCUAAAGUUAGUGAUUAAAAAUUUAAAACGGCUCAGAGAAAAGACAGAAGCUGAAAAUGUUCAAGUUUUAGAAAGCAGAAGUUAA
This is a messenger RNA of Physella acuta, 1930 nucleotides long. Its product is annotated as zinc phosphodiesterase ELAC protein 2-like. The record is from RefSeq and is a predicted model, not a curated record. Gene Ontology annotation, molecular function: 3'-tRNA processing endoribonuclease activity. Gene Ontology annotation, cellular component: mitochondrion. Gene Ontology annotation, biological process: mitochondrial tRNA 3'-end processing. Lineage: Eukaryota; Metazoa; Mollusca; Gastropoda; Physidae.